Messenger RNA from Glarea lozoyensis ATCC 20868, 1899 nucleotides. RefSeq names its product Cupredoxin. Lineage: Eukaryota; Fungi; Ascomycota; Leotiomycetes; Helotiales; Helotiaceae. The record is from RefSeq and is a predicted model, not a curated record. The transcript is spliced from 3 exons. Bases 1 to 1899 code for a protein of 632 amino acids. Gene Ontology annotation, molecular function: oxidoreductase activity; copper ion binding.
AUGUUUGUUCCAAUUAUUGCGAUCAUCUUACUCGGCGGAGUGGCAGUUGCAGAUGUAAAACAAUUCAACUGGAAAAUCACCAAGGAGCAAGUCCCUAUCCCUAACACAGGGACGAAAAGGGAAAUGAUGCUUAUUGACAAAACAUGGCCCCCAAAUCCGGUAAUUGUUGAUAAAGGCGAUGUUCUGAAAGUCAAUGUCCUCAAUCUCAUGGAUGAGAAAACAAGCUUGCAUGCGCACGGGUUUCUCCAGAAAGACAACAAUUUCUACGACGGGCCGGAAGGAAUCACACAAUGUCAAUAUCCUCAUGGUCUACGAUUUCCCUUGAUUGUAAAAGACACCAAAGGAUCCCCCUCCGAGCCGACGACAUAUGCGUAUGGUGCGGCUGCCGAGAAAGAUAUUGUCAUUGAUAUGGCCGACACCUACUACUUGCAAGAUCAAAAAGAUGUCGAUGAUGACUACAAGAAUGGUAAAUGCGGAAAGGGUCUCGAGCCUCCGCCUACAGGCAUCGUUCACAAGGAUUACAUGGGGACCGAUGGUAUAAACACAAUCUAUGCUGGCGGACCUUCCGGGAGACUGCGAAUACGGUUCAUUAACAUGUCUGCGUUCUCCACGAUGCUUAUUUUUCUCAAUAAUGGCGAAACCAAAGACGGUACCGCGCAGGGCAUUCCCUUUCGUGUCUCUGAAGUCGACAGCGUACCCCUCGACAGGGAUUACAUGCCAAUCGCAAAGGCAAUCGAGUUGAAUGCCGGGCAGAGGAUGAGCAUCAUCGUUGAUCUUGACAACGACCUAGGUAAUGAUAAAGCCGGUUUCAAUGUUAUUACAACGAUGAAUCCUCAUCAUAUCGCAACAAACAAAUGUGCAGAUGUAGUAAAAGAUAAUUAUGCCUACACUAGUAAAAGUUACAUUCAUUUCACAGAUCCUGCUAGUGGCGCAACACCACCUCCAGCACCAGUUAUGACCUUCUCACGACCACCUAGAUAUCCCGCGAGCCCAUCUGCUUAUGAUAAUACUAGGAUAUGGGUAAACAGUCAAUGGAAACUCGAUAACAUUCCCAUCUGGGCCGAUAAAAACGCAUCCCCAAAUACCGUUGUUACCGAGACCUGGUACUUGAAUAAAUUUAUCCCUGCCAAGAAGGUUCCCCGUAUCGCGUUCAACGGAGAGGGAUCUAUGCCAACCAAAUUCUUGAGUGUCGACUUCACAGCCACCACUGGUCCGGGAGGCAGCAAAGAGUUUGCGACACUAAAUGAGAAGACCUUCGUUGCCCCGGGAUCUCCGGUCCUACUCCAAGCCAUGCGACCGCUUCCCCCAAGCUGUCCUAACUCACCUCUCCUACUAGGUAUUGGCAUGCCAAAACCUGUAAACACAAACACCCUCGGCCCAGAACCCUAUUAUGCCAACAACCCAGGCCAAGGAAACGUCGUUGAAAAUACCAUCACCGUCGAACAAGGCCAAACCAUCUACAUGUUACUAAAGGCCCACGUUGGCUCACACACCUUCCAUCUCCAUGGUCAUGACUUCCAGGUUCUCUACACGCAACCCGAAAACGAAUCUUCCCACGAACUUGCUGUCCCUGACAUUGAACUACUUAAGAACAACGGCCUCAGUCAACCUGCCUCCCCCAUGCGCCGGGAUACGCUGUUCGUAACUACGAAAACGGUCGCCUUGAUUGCGUUUACGGCAGAUAAUCCCGGUGCCUGGUUUUUUCAUUGCCACAAUGAUUAUCACGCACUCAGUGGCAUGAGUGGUGUUAUUGUUGUUAAUCCACCAGGGGGCUUUGAUAAGGGGUUGUUGAGGGAGAGAUGGGGUGAUGCCGCGUAUGAGCAGUGUGGGGGGAAUACGAACGGAUUUCCGGUCAAUUUGAGUGCGUGGAGGAGGGAGUGUAUUAACAAUGGUAGGUGA